Molecule: messenger RNA, 864 nt
Organism: Spodoptera frugiperda (fall armyworm)
Lineage: Eukaryota; Metazoa; Arthropoda; Insecta; Lepidoptera; Noctuidae
Gene: Tctp
Product: translationally-controlled tumor protein homolog
Exons: 3
Coding region: 137-655 (172 amino acids)
Cellular component (GO): cytoplasm
Molecular function (GO): calcium ion binding
Source: RefSeq, a predicted model, not a curated record
CAACUUUAUACAGCUAUAAGUUGGCAACAUUACCUACUUCCUUCUCUUCGUUUCAUAGCCCUUUCCGGUUUAGUUCUUGGGGCAAGAAGCCGUUGUUUCGGUUUUUAUUAUUUUUAAUCGCCUCUAAUCCAUCAAAAUGAGGAUCUAUAAAGAUAUUAUUACUGGUGAUGAGAUGUUCUCGGACACAUACAAAAUAAAGCUGGUCGAUGAAGUAAUUUACGAAGUGACCGGCAAACUGGUGACGAGAGCACAGGGCGAUAUUAAAAUCGAAGGUUUCAACCCCUCGGCUGAAGAGGCUGACGAAGGCACAGAUACUGCUGUCGAAAGUGGUGUUGACAUUGUCCUGAACCACAGGCUUGUCGAAACAUACGCUUUUGGCGACAAGAAGUCCUACACAUUAUACCUCAAAGACUACAUGAAAAAAUUAGUUGCAAAAUUAGAAGAGAAGGCACCUGACCAAGUUGAAGUUUUCAAGACCAACAUGAACAAAGUAAUGAAGGACAUCCUUGGCAGGUUUAAGGAGCUCCAGUUCUUCACUGGAGAGUCCAUGGACUGUGAUGGCAUGGUCGCCAUGAUGGAGUACAGAGAUGUAGAUGGCACACAGAUCCCCAUCAUGAUGUUCUUCAAGCAUGGUCUUGAGGAGGAGAAGUUCUAAGUGUACAGCAUAAGUGAAUUACUCAUAAUAAAUAUUCCAAUUCUAACACAGGCGCCUAAAACUCAUAUCUUUUUUAUUUAUUUACAAAAUCAUGUCAAUCUGCGCAUCGGCUGGAUCCGGCUUCUCCCAUCACAAGGCUGAACAAUUUUGUAAUGUUAAUGAAUAAAAUGUUGCAUACUAUAAAAGUAUAAAUAAAUUAAUGAACAAUU